Penicillium nucicola is the source of this 2256-nucleotide messenger RNA. RefSeq names its product putative ATP-dependent RNA helicase (gene dbp7). Gene Ontology annotation, cellular component: nucleus. Bases 1 to 2256 code for a protein of 751 amino acids. The record is from RefSeq and is a predicted model, not a curated record. Gene Ontology annotation, molecular function: nucleic acid binding; ATP binding. The transcript has a single exon. NCBI's taxonomy places the organism in Eukaryota, Fungi, Ascomycota, Eurotiomycetes, Eurotiales, Aspergillaceae. Gene Ontology annotation, biological process: ribosome biogenesis.
AUGGCUGACGAUGGAAUGCUUAUGAACUUCAGCAUUGCUGACACUGUCAUCCAGCCCGAGGCAAAGUUCAAAGGUGGAACAUGGCGAGACAGAUUGGUAGCCAAGAAGCGUUCGGCGCAUCGAGGCUCGGAGAAGGACCCCAAAGACGCAGCUGCACGCAAUGCAGCAUCCAAGAACCCUAAUCAAAUUCAACUCGGUCCACGGCCUGCAAAGCGCCAAAGAACCGAAGACUCUUCUCAUUCAUCUCAUCGCCCCGGCGGCGAUCGACGCCAGACCCCGCGAGACCCCCGUCAUUUUGUUUCUUCGCUUUUCACUAGCAACCCCGAACCGCGAAAUGCUGAGGAACCAAAGACAGAGGGCGAGGUGGAAGAAGCGAAGCCGACCAAUGCCCCGAUGAUCGACGGAUUAGAUACUUUCACAAACCUGGGAUUGUCGCCCAAUCUUGCGGCGCAUUUGCUCACAAAGCUGGAGCUCAAGGCGCCGACGGCUAUUCAAAGUAGUUCUAUUGGGCAAUUGCUGAAGGAAGAAAGCGACGCAUUUAUCCAAGCCGAGACAGGUUCCGGUAAGACACUGGCUUAUCUGCUCCCGCUCGUGCAACGAAUUAUGGAUCUCUCAAAGGCCACGAAAGAACAUAAUGACAACCAAGUCCACCGUGACAGUGGUUUGUUUGCCAUCAUAUUGGCACCCACUCGUGAAUUGUGCAAGCAGAUCUCUGUCGUGUUGGAGAACAUUCUCCGCUGCGCAAACUGGCUCGUUUGCGGUACCGUCAUUGGUGGAGAAAAGAAGAAGUCGGAAAAGGCUCGCUUAAGGAAAGGAUUGAACAUCCUCGUUGCGACUCCCGGUCGUUUGGCUGAUCAUCUCGACAACACAGAAGCUCUGGACGUCAGCAACGUGCGUUGGUUGGUGCUGGAUGAGGGUGAUCGCUUGAUGGACAUGGGUUUCGAGGAGGAAUUACAGGGAAUUGUGAAAAAGCUCGAUGCCAGACAACGACCGAGUCGUGUUCCUGGUGUGCCUACGCGCCGAACUACGAUCUUGUGUUCGGCUACAUUGAAGAUGAAUGUGCAGAAGCUCGGAGAAAUCAGUUUGAAGGAUGCGGUACACAUCAAGGCCGACCCGACAGAUGAGGAUGAGAAUGCGCCGAAGGAGGAUGAGGACUCAUUCCGCGUUCCGGCCCAAUUAAAACAGUCAUACGCGAUUGUUGCACCUAAGCUACGUCUUGUCGCCUUAACAGCCUACUUGAAGAGGACAUUUAUCCGGAAGGGAUCAGUCAUGAAGGCAAUCGUUUUUAUGUCUUGCGCUGACUCCGUUGACUUCCACUUCGAGCUAUUUUCACGAAACCAAGACCGCGAACAACAAAAGAAAGAUGAAGAGGAGGGAGAUGAGGAAAAGCCCGACGAAAAAGAAGAAUUAUCACCCCACGGAACUAUCGCCCCCGGAAGAGCGUUCUCCAACCCAGGAAACCCGGUUCUCCUGCAUCGUUUGCACGGAUCUCUCCCCCAGAAUGUUCGAACUGCCACACUUGGAUCUUUCUCCCGCAGCACUGAGGCCUGUGUCAUGAUCUGUACUGAUGUGGCCGCUCGUGGUCUUGAUCUUCCUAACGUGGACUUGGUCGUCGAAUACGACCCCGCCUUCAGUUCAGAUGACCACACUCAUCGCAUUGGUCGUACUGCCCGUGUCGGACGUGAUGGUCGCGCCCUCAUCUUCCUGCAGCCUGGAUGCGAAGAGAACUAUGUUGAAAUUCUCAAGCGCGGCUACCGCGAUGGCGGCAAAGCUCUCACUCGCACUGAUGCGAAUGAAAUUCUUAAGCGCGGCUUCGGAAGCAACGACUCCAGAAAGAAGAACUGGGAGGAGAAGACUACCGAUUGGCAAAUGGAUGUAGAGCGCUGGGCUCUCGAGAACCCGCAGUAUCUUGAAAUGGCCCGUCGCGCCUAUCAAUCUCAUGUUCGCGCAUAUGCCACCCACAUCGCUACUGAGCGGAGUAUGUUCAACAUCAAAGAACUCCAUCUGGGUCAUCUCGCAAAGAGUUUCGCUCUGCGUGACCGGCCAGGCAAGAUCAACGUUCCUGGUCUGCGACCUGGACAGGAAGACACCAAGAAGGACUUCAAGGCGGCGCGCAACGGCGUCGCAGGUACCAAGAGGAAGGUUGGUGCCGACGACAAGGCUCCAGGUACGACGGAUCUGGAUGAUGCAGCUCGCAAGAUGAGAGCCAAGAUGAGGGAGAAUAUGGCUGGAGCCAGCGAGUUCAACUUGGCUUGA